AUAUGGUUACGGUGCUGCUGGUGUUCGGUAUGGUUUGUUGAGUAAAAGAGUCGGCUGUUGUGUGUGCGUGUAUAUGUGUGCAAACGCUGAAAAAAAAAACAAGGAACGACAGACGAAAACACACAAAAGUCCAUUUGUAAAGCGAUACCAUCAAUUAAAAGCAGAACACGUCUCGAGUCGCUUGCAUACAAAAAAAAAAUAGCCAAAAAUUGUGUGGUCUCUCAAGAGAAUGGCAAAUGAGAUUUCCAAAUGAUUUGCCCGCUAUUUGGAGUUUUCAAUUGAAUUUCAAUUGUGCAGUGUGAUAAAAAAGAGUGAGUUUUCAGUCGAAAUCAAAUCCAGUGCGUUUGUAACGCAUUUGUAUUUGUUGUUUAUUGUGUGUAAUAUUUUCGCAGUUUGCGAUUACGGUGUCGUCGAACGCCGAUUCACGGGUUAAUCGAAAUUUCUAGGGACGAAUCAAAACAUCCGAACUCGUUUUGAGUAAAUGGAAAUUCGUCGGAAAAAUUGCCAAUCAAAGUAAUUCACUUGAAAAUCAGAGAAAAAAAAACGCAAAAUAGCAUUUCGAUGAGUUUGCAAAGGGGAAAAAAAAAUCAAACCGAGCGAACAUACAUAGCGAGUGAGAAACGUCGACAUAUUUUUUUUCCGUUCUAGUCGGUCGUGCCUGUCACACUGUAUCAAAGAUAUACGCAUACACAUUCAGCGUAUGAUUUCAAACGAAACGAAAUAAGAAGUCAAGUGUGUGUAUUUCUCAUGUGAAUGGCAGAAGAGCGUUGAAUUUUGUGUGAUUGUGAGUGAGAGAAUUCCUCGGAGUCAGCCGCAAACAGUACAAACAGGAAAAGGCAACAAAAAGAAAUUCGAAAAAGAAAAAGAAGAAGAGAGAAAAAAAUAUAUCUACGUAUUCUCAAUCCGAAAACGAAUAUAUAGAUUUCUAUAUGAGUCGUGCUUCAUGUAAAACGCAACGCGACAUCGUCGCCGCUCAUUUAUUAUUUUGAUUUUAAUUUUCUUUCCUUUGAUUUUUUCAGUUUUUUCUGUGUUCUGGACAUUUAGUUAAAUAUUUUUCCGUUGUGCAUUCACUUAAAUAAUCAAUCCCGUUCACUCUUUUUUUUUCUGUUCUGUUUGAACCGUGCCUUUUAAUUUAUCAUUGAGUUUGAGGGGAAAAAGUGCUCUUUUUUGUUUAAUACUCGGUAAUCAAUUGAAACUUUGUCACGACGCGUUUCGUUGGUGUGAAAAUUACUAAAAUCCAAAAGUAAAAUACGCGUCAAUUGAUUGUUAAUCGAUGCAAAAUAAACCAAACGGAAUUAAUUGAGAACAAAACGACGAAAAAGGCAGAAUAAUUUGGAUUUCGUCGCAAAUACGGAAUCAAGAGACACAGAGACAGAAAGAGAGAGAAAAAACACACCGAGAGUCAGAAAGCAGUGAACCAUUUUCGAUUGUCAUCGACCGAUAACGACCAAUAAUGGAACUCCAAAUUUAUCUGAUCAUCGUAGCGAUUUUCUUCAUUUCGCUUGGCUCAUUGGUUUUCGUCAAUCGACAGCUACGUAGUGGCAAAACAUUUGAAGAAGCACUGGCCGAAAAGCGACAAUUGACCGAAAAAUUGUACGGCAGCAAGAAGAAAAACACCACCAAGAAAGCCAAUACGGGCAAAAAGAACCGUGAUCGAAAAGAUUCGAAACAGAAGAAAGAUGCUCAGCAGCCAUCAGCCGUGGAAAGUGAUGGUAAAUCCGAUAGCGGUUCUGAGAAUGACUUGAGUGCUUCGCCCCAUUCCAAUGAUGGCAAGGCUCACGUUGAAUUCACCGAAGAAGAAAUCAUUGCUCCCGACACCAACACCAUUCAAUUCAAGCGUCAAUUGUCUACUGGAAAGAUCAAUCCUCAAGUUCGUAAAUCAAGCACAACAAAAUCGCCUGGCUCGGGAAUUCUUGUCAAUAAAUCGACCACUGCUGCCAAACCAGCACCACCAGCCAAUGGCAACAUCGAGACAUUGAAUCACUUUGAGAAAAUUCAUCCAAAAGAUGACUUGGAAAUCAAAAAACAACGCGAUGAAUCUGUUGGCCGAACCACAAACAAGAAGGAUAAUAAGAAAGGAAAACCAGCUAAAAAGGAUAGUUCUCCUGCUACCCCAUCAAAUGCCGUUGAGAAAGUGGCCAACAUUGGAAAUGAUGCUGUUGAUGCUCAUUUGACCGUUCCCCUUGAGGUUGUAGCCGCCUCAGUGGUAGCUGCACCAAAAGAAUCGCCGAAAAACACCGCCAACAAAGAGAAAGUCAACAAGAAGAAACGCAACGACGCCAUUUUGAUCCAACAAUUGGUCGAUGCCGGUGUUGCUUCAUCAACUUCCGAAGCGGUGAAUGUGAACGCAAUCAUCCAGCAAUUGGGCCGUGUCGAAUUAACUCGCAAUGAAAUUCAGAUUUUGAUUGAUUUCUUGUUGAACAAACAACAAGAUACUGGCAGUGUCAUCCAUUCCGACUGGAGCGAUGAUCCAAUCCAUAAAUUGCGUAAUCAGCUCGAGGAGAAGGAUCGCCUUCUGGCCGAAGAGCAAAAAGCCAUGCUGGCAAUUCAGACGAAAUUGCGUGAAUUGCGCACUGAAUUGAAUGCUGAACGAGCUCAAGCUUCCCAUCUGAGAAAUGCGCACGUCGAAGAAAUGAAUGCUUUGAAAUCCGAAUUGAGUCAAGCGCAACAAGAUCGUCAACUUGUUGUCGAGCGUACAAACCAUGAAAAGCAGGCGCUGAACAAACAGUUACAGCUUUUGCAACAAAAGCUAUUCCAAGAGCAAAAUACACAGUCGCAAGAGUCAACGCAACAAUUGCAACAGCUCACCGACGCUCAUGCACAGCUCUCCGCUGAACUGUUGAACAAAAAUAAUAUCAUUCAAGAUAUGCAAGAGAAAUUCCUUCAAAUUCGUGACGAGCACCUGAGCAAAGUGAACGAAAGCGAACAGAAAUAUCAGGAGUUGGUGCACAAAAAUGAGCAGGAGAUUGCAUAUUUGAAUGGCGAAGUGUUGCGUUUGCGCAACGAAUGCCAACGCAAAGACGAAUUAGAAAAAUUGUACGCAAUGAAAACCUAUGAAUUCGAACAAUUAGAAUCACGUUUGAAUGAACAAAACAAACAAUCGAAUCAAAUUGAAGACAGUAGCAAAGUGGAGAUAAGAAAUCUACAAAAUGCCCUCGAUUCAACCAAAACCGAACUCACACUCAGUCGUAAUGAAUUGGCCGACAGUUCAAAACGUAUCGGCGAUUUGAAUUCACAGUUGAGCGAUUUGAAAUCCACAUACGAAGCAGAAAAUUCAACGGUUGUUCAGAAAUAUGCUAAGCAGAUCGAAGAACUAAAUGGUACCAUUCAGACGUAUCGUACGACAAUUAGCGAGAAAGAAGCAAAACUGAAUGAGUUACAAUCGAAAUUGGAGAAUACAGCUGUUGAUCAGCGUGAACAAGAGUUAUUCAAACAAAUCACCGACUACAAGGAGAAGAACAACACCGCAAAUGCGAGCCUUUCACCAUCGAAGAUCACAGCACCAGCUCCAUCGAAUAAUAAUGUUGAGCUAGAGCAUAUUUCGCGCACAAAACAAGUGUUCGAGCGCCUGUUUCCAAACGUUCCAUCCAGCAAUGUGGACUACGACGCAUGGUUAGCCAAUGUAUCCAGUCACAUAGAACAAUUGCAGCAACAGCAACAACAAAGCCAACAGAAUCACCUGAAGAAGAGAGCAGCUGUUGCAUCAAAUAAUCACCAAAAUGGUGAUGACGAAGACAGCGACUCAGAGGAGAAUGUGACUGGUAAUGGUACGCAUCAUCAUGAACAGGAUAAUGGCAAGCUCAGCCCAUCCGAAGAGCUAAUCCUGCAGAAUGCGCACCUAAAAUCCAUUGUCGCCGAAACGAGUGAGAUACUAACCUCACUGGAGAAGAAAGCCUGUUUACAAGAUGCCUACUGGCGUGGCGUAGUUCAAUUGAAAGACAAUGAAAUUAGAUCGCUGCAACAAAAUUCAGUAGCAAGCACCACAUAAUAGUUAGCUCAUGUACACAACAACGCGUAAGGAGAAAACGAAGUUCUUCAUUUCUCGGUUGUUCUGAUUUGUUUUAUUUUUUAUUCGAAGAAAAAAAAAGAGAGAAAAAAAUAGUAUGUACCCACAUUCAAUCGUAGACACACAGACACACACACUCGCAUACGAAACAAAACAAACCUGUUGAAAUGAUGAGAUUGAGAAGCUUCUAUUGAAUACAAACAACAAACAAAUAUAUAUAUAUAUAGUAUUAAAUGUUAGCGGCAUUCAGUCUCAGCAACACUCAUCGAAUGUAUAACAUUGUCAUGGUGCAUCUAAACGGAAUAAUAAUUUUUGAUAUACUGAAACAAAA
Molecule: messenger RNA, 4337 nt
Organism: Sitodiplosis mosellana (orange wheat blossom midge)
Lineage: Eukaryota; Metazoa; Arthropoda; Insecta; Diptera; Cecidomyiidae
Gene: alt
Product: ribosome-binding protein 1
Exons: 8
Coding region: 1454-3988 (844 amino acids)
Cellular component (GO): endoplasmic reticulum membrane
Source: RefSeq, a predicted model, not a curated record